Molecule: messenger RNA, 1075 nt
Organism: Vespa crabro (European hornet)
Lineage: Eukaryota; Metazoa; Arthropoda; Insecta; Hymenoptera; Vespidae
Product: malate dehydrogenase-like
Exons: 3
Coding region: 93-1049 (318 amino acids)
Biological process (GO): tricarboxylic acid cycle
Cellular component (GO): mitochondrion; cytoplasm
Molecular function (GO): L-malate dehydrogenase (NAD+) activity
Source: RefSeq, a predicted model, not a curated record
AUAGAUCUAAAGAGAAAAUAUAUGGAGAAUGCAAAUUAAAUAAUAUUAAGCAACUCACACGAUCUUAUGAAUAUAAUAUUUUUCAUGAUCGUAUGGUUGAUAUAAAUGUUUGUAUUAUUGGUGGAGGUUUAUCUUCUGUUUAUACAGCAAUUCUUUUAAAACAAUCCCGUCUUAUAAAAGAUAUACAUUUAGUUGAUUUAAGUGGAAAAUUAGCUGGUACUGUCGUGGAUGCAAGCCAUAUUGAUACUUCUAUUUGCAUAAAAUAUUUUACAAAAAGACUGAUCAGAGAAGCCUUAGUAAAAACAAAUAUUGUUGCACUUAUGGAUGAAUCUGAUUUAAAUAUCCUUAAAGAUCCAUAUGUUCAACUUAAUACAUGCUCAAAAUACAUUCAUCAAACAGUAGAGGAUAUAAUUACAAUUUCUCCUAUGGCUCUUGUAGCAAUUUUUACAAAUCCAGUAACAGCAACAUUAUCAAUGGUAUCAGAGAUUUAUAAACAUGCAGGCAAAUGGGAUCCAAAUAGAUUGAUUGGUUCUGCCUCUACAGAGAUAAUGCGAAUUGAAACAAUAACAGGAAAUAUCUUAGAUUUGAAUCCUGCAUCUAUAUCAAUCCCAAUAGCUGGAGGGGCUGAUCUAAAUACUAUUGUACCGCUUUUAUCAUGCGCAAAACCUAUCAAUGGAUUUAUAACCGCGCAUUAUAACACAUUGGUAGAAUUAUUUCAAGCGACCGAACAAGAGAAAAUACAUUCUAAUGUCAAAAAGUUUGCCCUCUUGGAUGGAUGCGCUGCAGUAAAAUUAAUUUUAGCUCUUGCUGGUGGCCUUAGUGGUCUUGAUAAUAUGUAUGCAUGUGGUUUUGUACGGUCAAAUGUAAUGCCCUUAUGUCGUUUCUUUACGUCUCAAUUACAAUUUGGAUUGAGAGGAAUUAAAGAAAAUUUAGGUCUACCGAAAGUUUCACCUUUGGAAAUUAAUAUGAUCGAAAAAGCAAUUCCAAUUAUUAAUGAAUACGUCGAAAUGGGAGUAAAAGCUGCUAAUUGUAAAGAAAUAAAAUCAUAAUACAUUAAAUUUAUUAUUUCUACUUA